Molecule: messenger RNA, 2538 nt
Organism: Brassica napus (rape)
Lineage: Eukaryota; Viridiplantae; Streptophyta; Magnoliopsida; Brassicales; Brassicaceae
Exons: 8
Coding region: 1-2538 (845 amino acids)
Biological process (GO): proteolysis
Molecular function (GO): cysteine-type peptidase activity
Source: RefSeq, a predicted model, not a curated record
AUGGUGUCUACACGGCUUGUAGAUUUUCCGGAGGAGGCAGACGACGAAGAUAGUGGCGUAAUACCUGAUAUGAUGUUUGCCGCCGGCGAGGAACCUGUAGGUUUACGGGUUUUGACGUAUCAGUCUUCGAGUGCUCUAAAGAGGAUAUUUAAUGCGUUAGACGAGGAGGAAAUUGAUAUUAUUCAGAGAUCGAGUUUUGGAAAAUUGAUAGAGAUAGCAGAUAAACCGGUCUUUUCUGGUAGAUUCGCAAGGUAUUUGUUAUCAAGACAGCUUAAAACCAAGAAGAAGCAUGAAGUGUGGUUCCGAUUUGCUGGCAAUCCUGUUAGAUUCUCCCUACGAGAAUUUGCUUUUGUUACCGGAUUACCUUGUGGUAAAUAUCCUCAGAAGUCGAAGAUGAAACUAAAGAAGACAAUAUCCGAGAAACCGUAUUGGCCGUCUUUAUUUGAGAAAGUUGAAGUUGUGACAGUAUCUUCGGUUAUCAAAAUGCUAUACCGUAAAACUGUGAAGGAUAAGGAAAUCCGGGUCAAAUAUGCCUGCUUGGCACUUCUGGAAUCAGUUCUGCUACCAACAAGUCUUAAGAUGAAGAUAGCUAGAGAGCAUGCAGAAGCAAUUGAAAAUCUUGAAGAAUUUUUUUCUUACCCUUGGGGGAGACUAGCUUUUGACAUGCUCAUGGGUAGUAUUAAAGACCGAGAUGAAGUAGCUUUGUCUCAAAACACCAUUGAUGUAAAAGGAUUUGCGCUUGCUCUGCAGCUUGUAAUGGUUAAAGCAGUUCCUUCUUUGACUGAGGUUGUGCAAGAGAUAUGUUCAUCAUCAGAAUCAGAUAGUGAAGAAAUAGAAGGAACCGGGCGUGAUAUCUUUACUAAGAAAAACACUCUUAAUCCAGCACAUGCACGAAAUGUGGACAAGCAAAGCAAUGUACAUGUUAAUUGUCUCAUUCCUGCGGAUAGUACCCGAACUAUAGACGAACUCGAUUUAGUUUGGUCUGACGAAGAGGAAGAUUCCAAAGUUGAUACACUAUUAGCGCGUAUCAACCGAAACCAUAAGUUCACAAAUUCAUUAUUUCGAGGUGGUCUUAGUCAUACUGAUGUGGAGCGUUUGCGUGAAGCGGGUAAAUCGACUUCUAAGUCGAGGAAAGCGACCUAUAUACAAGGGCAUGUCCAACACGUUGAGCCGGGUACUGUCGCAGGAAAAGUUGUUCUUCGAGUGGAGGAUAUGUUACUAAAGUUCAAAUCGGAGAUGAAUAUAUGUGUCAAAGAAAUGGUUGCGGAAAUAUGUGAGCAGCAGGUUGUUCCCCCUCCUGUGCGAACUGAGAUACCAAGGGCAGUUCCGGUACACGUACCAGGUCCAGCUACGGUUAACACUGAGGUUGAUGAUGCAAAUGCGAUUACUAUUGGAAAUGUGCUAAGAAACAUAAGUGAGUACUCAACGCCGCCACGAUCAACCCGUAUGAGCCAGGACGAAAAUCUCUCUCCCUUCAAGAAAGACGAUGUUGUUCCCAGAUUUGUUUGUGUAACUCCGGAAGCCGAGACUUGUGUACAAUCUGCCAAUAGCCUGAAUCGUACCCGACAAAAUGCUUUCCACCAAAGUUUGGAGGGUCAUAAGAGGCAACGGGAAAACGUCACGAGUGAACCUUCUUUCUCCCUUGGGUUAACUCAGGAUGAGCAAAUUAAGGUUGCAGAACCUUGCUUGGUAAUCCAGGCUCGUGAUCAGGAAUGUUCAGCCAGCACCAACGUUGUUGAAAACAUUGAGCAAGGUCAGGGUUCACGAAAAAGUAAGAGGCACAAAACGGUUCCUUCUGGUCUAGUUGAGGAUUACCAAUGUGGUCGUCACAUUAUGUCGCGAGUUAGAGAAGGGCAGAAUUAUGUUUUUGUAGUUGAGGAUCAAUCUGAAGUUAGAAGGAAGUAUGCGCAGCUGUGUGUCAAAUUGGGGGAGAAGUUUGUUAUUAACGUUGGUGGACUUGCUGUUUAUGCUAAAGAUAUUCAACUACUGCUAGAGAGACCACGUCUUUUCCCCCCCAAGGUUAUCGAUAUUCUUAUUCGAGUUGGCCGUUUGGCGGUCAGUCGAAACCUCCGUCCAGAAAGUCGAGGUUUGGUCGAUAUAUUUCCUUCUAAAGAUGAUCCAGCAGUUCACCUAAUAAGGUUUUACUUUCCUUUCAAUGUUGGGACGAAACAUUGGGUUGGGAUUUGUUUUGAUGCUCGCCUUGGGGUUCUCACUGUUUGGGAUUGCAAUACGAGCAUCUACAAGGAUAGUACUGUUGAGAAGCAUUUAAAUUCUAUCAUCCAAAUGUUACCCUAUCUGGCUAGAUAUGUCGGUCAAAGCAUAGGUGAAGAACCCGUUAUGCAUUGUUAUGAUGUUUCGAGGCCAAAAUUUCUUGCUCAGAAUACAAAUCCAUCUGAUUCGCGUUUAAUGGCAAUGUUGUUAAUGACAAGACAUGCUGUAUACAGCAUAGAUGCUUGUAAAAAUAUCAGUCCCGAUAUUCUCGAAGAAGAAGGGAGGAGGGCCGCUAUACUGGUGUAUGAGUUGAAGGAGCAGCUAUAG